GGCUAUUGCAGGGAAUCAGGGGUACUUUGAGGGUGUUCACUGCCAGGAAGGAUGAAGGAAUGAAAAAGAACACAGGGGGUAUGUACAGUUUGUACAUUAGGGUUAGGGUACACUGGUAGGGAGGGAGAGUGAUGAAUUGAUGAGUUCUGGGCCAGCGAAAUCGAGGGAAUUCGAUUGAAUUGGUUAUCAAGAAUUUAGCAAUUCUGCUCAAUUGCGAAGGAUUCGAUCGACCAUGGAGGAAUCAACUGUGGAAUCGCAAAAAAACCAAGCUGCUUGUCAGCGAUUGAUUGAGCAUUCUAUCCAGAAAAAUCCGACGGUGAAGUUCAUGAUAGAAGCUCUGGCAAAGGCUGGUUGUCCAGUGACUGAAAAGUUCUUCAAGUCGGAAAAUUGCACGAUGGAAGCAGGUGGAGGAUUCGUCCCUCAAAUCGGGAUCUCAGUUUGCAGCAAUCACCUGCUGACAGCCACACAGGGCGAGGUGGACUUGAUCCUGACGCACGAGCUUGUACAUGCCUAUGAUCAUUGUCGAGCUGCGAAUUUGGACUGGACCAAUUGUCAACACCACGCAUGCAGCGAGAUUCGUGCUGCCAACCUGAGUGGCGACUGCAAGUGGAUGUUAGAGCUUCUGCGAGGGCAUACAAACAUCCGUCAGCAACACCAGGUUUGCGUGAGGAGAAGGGCGCAACUGUCUGUGGCAAUGAAUCCACAUUGUUCUGAGACAGCCGCAAAGGACGCCGUCGAUGCGGCAUGGAAUACUUGUUACAAGGAUACUAAACCAUUUGAUCGAGUACCUUGAAUUUGUUGAAAUUUGUCCGAACGUUUAAUACUAUGAAGAGAAUGUCUGCGGAGCCACAGGCCGUGUAUUUGCUACGCCGUCGAUAGUUUCUACCUAGUAUCUGUAGGUCGUAGUUAGGCCAUAGAGAAAGCUCGCGUGAAGGAAGCUUGUAAUAAAGAAACACUCAUUUUAGGACACCACGAUAUGUUCAGGAAGAUUGGAUUUUGAUAAGCUCAACUGUCCGAGCUAAAAUAAUCCCUCCUGAAGGGUAGGCAAUGUUGUUAGAAUGACGGAUGCAGUAAUAAACAAACAGGUUUUUUCCUCUGAACAGGUGCUCUUGAAAUUAGAUCUGUUUUUCCCUCUUUGUUAAGGCCGCUGCGGAUCGCGUUCGGAAAUUUUUAGUCGAGUGACUCUCUUGUGUGCCUCAAUCAAGUCUAGCUAUACCUUUGACAUCACAAAACAG
Marchantia polymorpha subsp. ruderalis is the source of this 1235-nucleotide messenger RNA. The record is from the annotation of a GenBank genome assembly. Lineage: Eukaryota; Viridiplantae; Streptophyta; Marchantiopsida; Marchantiales; Marchantiaceae.